Saprolegnia parasitica CBS 223.65 is the source of this 522-nucleotide messenger RNA. RefSeq lists its product as hypothetical. NCBI's taxonomy places the organism in Eukaryota, Oomycota, Saprolegniomycetes, Saprolegniales, Saprolegniaceae. The transcript has a single exon. The record is from RefSeq and is a predicted model, not a curated record. Bases 1 to 522 code for a protein of 173 amino acids.
AUGGCCAAGACGCUGUGUAUGUUCAAGGACUGCCGACAAGAAGCUCUGUACGGCUGCUCCAAGUGCGCAUUCCACAAGCGGCGAAAGAAGUGCUCGUUCCACGAGUGCCACAACCAAGUGUACGCGCGCGGCCUCUGCGUGCGGCACGGCGGCAAGAAGCCGUGCGCGAUCGACCACUGCACCAACUCGGUCAACGGCGGCGACUACUGCGUCGACCACGGCGGCCUUGCUACCAAGCGCUUCUGCGUCGUCGACGGCUGCAAGAAGCAAGCUCACGCGCGCAAGCGCUGUGUGCGCCAUGGCGGCGGUCGCAUCUGCGCCGCGCAAGGCUGCGGCCACCACGCGCGCCUCGGCGGGUUUUGCCUCGCCCACACGACACCGGAUGCCACCCCACCCGCGACGCUCGAGCUCGAACAAGUCGCGGAGUUCCUGCACACGAUCGACGAGCCGCUUCUCGAGUACCUCCACGAAAUCUCCGUCAACCGACCAUGGACGGCGACCGACGACACCACACGGGGAUGA